Messenger RNA from Phasianus colchicus (ring-necked pheasant), 6092 nucleotides. The record is from RefSeq and is a predicted model, not a curated record. Lineage: Eukaryota; Metazoa; Chordata; Aves; Galliformes; Phasianidae.
CAUCUGUCAAGAUAAUGUGACCUCUGGCUGGCUUUGAUGUGAUGGAAGCAGGCUGCAGAGCUCUCCCUGAGAAAGUUCCCCUUCGCCUUCACUAGAUCUUAAGGCAGCCCCAACACAAAGCUUUUCUAAAACAAAAUGAGCAGCGGAGUGGAAACAUGAAGCCCUUGGAUGAGGGGCUCUGAUACACACGCCUUUCCUGCAGAGAACCAGCUGUGCAGGGAAGGAAGGGUUACAGGAAACGUGGGCUCUGCUCUGAGCAGCACACAGGGAGCUAUGCCUUGAUCAAAGGCUUCUGGCAGAGGGCUGCCUGGGAAGUGGGGCUGCCUCCUUCCCAAAGCGAUGCAUCUGGGGCUGCAGCAGGCAGCAGAGGGGUUCCUUCUCCCCUGGCAUCCCCUCCAAGUAGGGCCAGGGCUGAACUCCAGGAGGAUGCUUCAGGAGCCCUUUUCCUCCGCUGGCAGAGGUGAGAGAUGAGGAAAAACCUUGCCCUCUGCACAGGAGAUGGGGAGCAGCCCCAGCUGAGCAAAACAGCAAGAACAGAGCAACAUCUGCACACAGCAUAGGGUGGGAGAGAGCUGGAGCCAGCCGAGCAGAUCUUCAAAUGAAGUCCUGUGUUAUCCUUCUCAGCCAUCUUGGCUCUUUAAAUCCAGGGGAUUCCCUCCGUGUCUCUGCAGCUCUGACUUAGCACCAAAAAUUCCCCUCUCGUGAUGCAAGUGACACCAGGCCCUGUUCCCAUAACACUGACAUUUCCCUUUCAAUCCCUCCAGUCCCAAGACUAUGGUUGCCAAGCUCCGUGUCUUGCUCAGCCCUUUGGUUUUCCAAAUGCAUGGUAACUGUUGAGUCACAGCCUGAACCACUGAUUGAGCACCUGGGGAAAGGACCCAGUCAGCACAGGUGAAGGCAAUUCAUCUGUGCAACCUGAAGGGGUGGAGUCUGGCUGCACCUCUCUUAGACCUCAUUUAAGGGCUGACUGCCACUGGGGAAAGAUCUCUGAUUGAAGAUCUUUCAUUUGUGGAGUCUUUCCUGUGAACCUAGAUCUUUGGAGAUGGACAGGGUGUUCUUGCUGAGAAGUGAGGAGGAGCCUGUGCCUUCUAUGCCUGGAGUCCUGUCGGUCUCUGAGUGACCAGCAAGGUGAAUCAGCAAAGGAUGGAGCCAAAGCACAAGCAGCAGUACCAGAAGAACACCAGGCUGUCAACAAAGGAGCAGCAGGAUACUAAGAGUGGAUGAAGCCCAGCAGUUCAUCUGGCAGAAACCUGCUUCUGAGAAACAGAGGGGGACAAAAGAGCAAAGAACAAGGCACAGCCUCUCAAUGAAGACUGCUCAGACACAGGUGUUGCUCAGGCUGAUGAUAACACUGGGACAGCACUGUCACUCUGAGUUAUGACUCCAUUACUUUCUCAGCAGCAGAAUGGGCAGAGCACACUGUGCGUGGGCUGAUAAGUGUGUGCUGUGUUUCACCCUGGGGAAGAGCCCUAUCUCAGAGGGAGUGGGUGCAAGUGUCCUGAGCAGAUUGGUCUCUGCUGGUCAGUAAGUAGGUGGGUGCAGAGAUGCUGGCAGAUAAGAGCAGCAAGAAGCAGAGCAGGCAGAGUGGGUUAUAGCAAGUGAGAGAACCAGAAGCCAAGAGAGGCCAGCAAGGAAGCAUGGCAGGAGCUGAGUGCCCACCCUGUGAGGGAGGCAGAAGUGUAGGGUGCAGGACAGCAAGCACAAGGUCCUGCAGCAUUCAGUGCUGGCAAGAGGGACAGCAGUGCUGUUAGUGGGCAGCAGACAGACAUGGAAGAGGACGGAUUCAACUGAGGGUGUGCCUUCUACUCUAAGUACUGCAUGCAGCAAUUCACUUCUGAGCAUGAGGCUGAUGCUGAAGCACUUUAGAAGGGACUUCAUAGAACUGUAGAUCCACUAGAGUUGGAAGGGACCCUUAAAGGCAUCUAAUCCAACUCCCUGCACUGAACGGGGACAUCUGCAGCUCCAUCAGAUGCUCAGAGCCCUGUGCAGACUGACCUUGGGUGUUCCCAGGGAUGGGGAAUCCACCACCCCUCUGGGCAACUCAAGUGUGGUGAGGCACUGGCAUAUUUUAAUUUUGUUCUUUUAUAUCCAGUUUAAAUCUCUCCUCCUUUAGUUUGAGCCCAUUUCCCCCUGUCCUACCACAACGGUCCCUGCUAAAGUGUCUGCCCCCAACUUUCCUAUAGCCUCUCCAUUAGACACUGAAAGGCUGCUCUCAGAUCUCCCCGGAGCCUUCCCUUCUCCAUGCUGAACAGCCCAGCCCUCUCGGCCUGACCCCGUGGAGGUGUUCCAUCCCUCGGAUCAUUUUUGUGGCCCUCCUCUGCACGUGCUCCAUGCCUCUCCUGCACCGAGGACUCCACAUCCGGACGUGAUACUGCCGUUGAGGUCUCACCAGCACAGGCAGGGUCGCGUCCCUCGACCUGCUGGCCACCUGCGAAGUGACCGCAUGGAGCAAAUACACGCCCCCCAUUUCCUGCCGUGCUGAGAUGCGAGCACUGCGCGUGCGCCGCCCGCCCGCACCUCUCGCGUUCUGAGCCCGCCGAGCUCCCGUCGCUACUUCCGGCGCAGAGCCGGAAGCGGAAGGCGGAGCUGUGGCAGCGUGAGGAGAUGGCGGCCCGCGGCUCCGCGAAGCGUGGUGCAGGUGCUGGUGGGGCCCGCGGCUCCGAGCCGCAGGAGGAGCCGCCGCCGCCGCUCCAGGCCGUGCUGGUCGCCGACAGCUUCAACCGCCGUUUCUUCCCCAUCUCCAAAGACCGUCCGCGGGCUCUUUUACCUAUGGCAAAUGUGGCCAUGAUUGAUUAUACCUUGGAGUUCUUAACAGCAACUGGAGUAGAAGAAACCUUUGUUUUCUGCUGUUGGAAGUCAGCUGAGAUAAAAGAGCAUUUACAAAGAUCCAAGUGGUGCCGCCACACCUCUCCCAACACAGUGCGCUUUGUGACUUCAGACCUGUACCGCUCCCUCGGUGAUGUGCUGCGAGAUGUUGAUGCCAAGUCCCUUGUUCGUUCUGACUUCAUUCUCGUCACUGGGGAUGUGGUAUCCAACCUCAAUGUAUCCAGAGCCUUGGAAGAGCACAAGUUGCGUCGUAAGAUGGAAAAGAAUGUUUCUGUGAUGACGAUGAUUUUCAAGGAGUCCUCACCUGGUCACCAUGCCAGGUGCAAAGAGGAUGACAUUGUUAUUGCUAUGGAUAGUGCCACAAACCGUGUCCUUCACUAUCAGAGAACCCAGGGACUGAAACGCUUCCGCUUUCCCAUGAGUCUGUUUCAGAACUCUAUUGAAAAUGUUGAGGUGCGCCAUGAUUUGCUGGAUUGUCACAUCAGCAUCUGUUCUCCACAGGUGGCUGAGCUUUUCACAGACAAUUUUGACUACCAGACACGGGAUGACUUUGUGCGUGGUCUGUUAGUGAAUGAGGAGAUCCUGGGGAACCAAAUCCAUAUGCAUGUAACGACAGAAGAGUAUGGUGCUCACAUAUGCAACCUACUAAUGUAUGAAGCUGUGUGCUCUGACAUCAUCAGGCGCUGGGUUUAUCCUUUGACUCCGGAGAUGAACUUCACUGAUGACAAGAAUCAGAGUUAUACCCAUUCUAAACACAACAUUUACCGGGGAGUGGAUGUUAGCCUUGGUCAUGGCAGCAUGCUGAAAGAGAACGUUCUCAUUGGGCAGGGAACAGUCAUUGGCAGCAACUGCUCAAUAAUGAACAGUGUUAUUGGACAGAACUGUAGGAUAGGUAAUGAAGUCAUGUUGGAUGGAGCUUUUCUUUGGGAUGGAGUACACAUAGCAGAUAAUGUGCAGAUCCAGCAUUCUGUUAUCUGUGAUGAAGUUGAAGUGAAGGAGAAAGUAAAGCUAAAACCUCACUGUGUCCUCUCCUCACAGGUGGUUGUUGGUCCUGACAUCACUCUUUCAGAGGGCACGGUGAUCUCUCUACACCCACCAGAUGAGGAGGAGGAGGAUGACGACCAGUUCAGUGAUGAUUCUGGUGUGAAUAAGGAGGAGAGCAAAGUGAAGCUGAAAGGCUACAACAAAAAGGAUGUAGGCUCAGAAGGCAGAGGCUAUCUCUGGAAAGCAGAUGACAAAAAUGAAGAUGAUGAAGAGCAGAGACAGAGCCUGUGGGGCCCAGCUAUGCUUUCGGAAGAAGAGAGUGAGUCAGACAGCGACCUCAGCAUGGGCUCUGAGGAGCCAGACAGUCGGGCAGCAUCCCCUCAGCUAGACGACAUCAAAGUUUUCCAGAAUGAGGUUCUGGGUACAUUACAGAGGGGUGAAGAAGAAAACAUUUCCUGCGACAACCUGGUCCUGGAAAUCAACUCUCUCAAGUAUGCAUAUAACAUCAGUCUGAGUGAGAUGAUGCAGGUGCUCAGUAAAGUGAUUCUGGAGUUCCCAUUACAGCAGCUGGAUGCAAACCUGGACUCCCAGAACUAUUUCUCAGCAUUACUUCCUCUGUUGAAGAACUGGACCCCAUUGUUUAAGAACUACAUAAAACGUUCAUCAGAUCACUUGAAUGCCUUAUUUGCCAUUGAGGAAUUCUUCCUGGAACACGACAGUCUUUGCACAUCAAUAGCUAAAGUGUUGAUGACAUUUUACCAGCUGGAAAUUCUGGAAGAAGAUGUAAUUCUCAACUGGUUCUCUCUGCGGGACACAUCUGACAAGGGAAAGCAGCUUCGUAAAAACCAGAGGCUUCAGAAGUUCAUCCAGUGGCUGGAGGAGGCAGAAGAAGAGUCGUCUGAUGGCGACCAAGACUGAUGUGGUGACUUGGCGUGAGAAGAGGCACACUCACUGCCUUUCUGGGCUGAGUGGGCAGGGCAAGAUCAGUGCCAGUGCAUGGUGUGUAGUUGUGGGGCCUGACAUCAAAGUGACUGACAAUCCCAUCACUAAUUGUGUUGUGCAUUCCCAACUUUGCCACUUCCCUCCCCCCUGCCUCCCUUGCUUGCCUAGUGGCACAUUAUGUUGGAUGGUUGCAGCACAGUGUAAAAACAAUAUGGGAAAAGCAGGAGGCAAUGGCAUCUAGAAUCCCUGUGGAGCCUGGAUACGGUAUACUGUAAGCUAUCUUUUGGGAACUCCUUGUUACUAAUACAAAAGGAGCAAAUAAAUGCAAAUGCAUAUACCAUCCUUGUAAAUCAAACCAUUCGGGUCGUGGAAGAGUGGUCGUACAGCUAAGUUAUUGGGAGUCAUUGCUUCUGGAGCUAAGAGAACUCCUGCUGAAGAGACACUGGCAAGGUUGGUAAGUAGAAGCAUGUGAAUUAGGAUCUGGAGUGCAGGACUCCAGAGUUCCUGUGCCUUGAGAAGAUACAGUUAGUUGUUUCAGGAUGCCCAAGGCACUUUGCAGUCCAGAAGGUGUUUGUGAUCUUUACAAAAGGGAGAACCUCUUGCCAUCUGCUGUGCUAGGAUCUGAAGAAAGGUUGCACAGCAGGGUUGGUUAUAACAUGUGUUUCCUCUUUCUUUAGAAUAGGGGAUGGUGUAAACUCAGCUCCCCUAACAGGAGUUGGCUAAUAGCAGAUGCACACUGCUCGGUGAAAUGCUGUACAGUUUACUACAUCUUAGGUGCGAUCUGCCUUCUGUGCAUCCCCGGCUUAGCAGACACAUUGUUUUAGAAGUGUCUGUUUCUUUGUUUGUUGGUUAAUUUUUUAAUAAAACAGGAGAGAGAUGUCUAGCUCCUCCUGCUGCACAGCUACGCCUGUGUUUUGCUCUGUGGGCACUGACUGAACCAGCUGCUUUCAGGAGCAGCUUCUGUUCAUAGGUGGAUUAUAAGUUGGGUAUUCUGACCUUGCCUCUGCCCCUUCAGGAGGAGUGUGGAAUAAACCCCAUGAGAGGGAGGGGAAAUAAGCACUGGAGCUGCCCACUCAGGAUCUUUACUUGGCCGUUCCAUGGUGCCACAAAUGUCAGUGAGGGGACAGCAGUGGAUGCUGGAGGCUGGGGGUUCUGCCUCUUCCAAACUGAUGCUGCAGGGCCAUCUUGUGCACUCACACUACCAGUUGCCAGGAUUGUGCAUAACUGCUUGUUUUCUACAGUGCAAACUCAGCCUUGUAAAUGUUGGGGAAAUGGUAUCUGAGUUUUCUGUAUCUGCCAUUAUUUAAUUCAGGGAGCAAAUAAAAACUAUCCUGGUGAUA